Messenger RNA from Setaria italica (foxtail millet), 3249 nucleotides. RefSeq lists its product as uncharacterized. NCBI's taxonomy places the organism in Eukaryota, Viridiplantae, Streptophyta, Magnoliopsida, Poales, Poaceae. Gene Ontology annotation, molecular function: calcium ion binding; protein binding. The transcript has a single exon. Gene Ontology annotation, cellular component: plasma membrane. The coding region runs from base 412 to 2958 and encodes 848 amino acids. The record is from RefSeq and is a predicted model, not a curated record.
ACGGGCGGAGCAAGCAGCAACGGGGGCGGAGUGCCCUAUCCAUGUGAGCUAACGAACGUUGCGACCGCGAGCCAGCCUUGGCCACCCCCGGCCGAAUUGGAUCCCCCACCACGCCAGCCAGCACAGCCUCCCCUCGUGCCCCCAUCCAGCGUCAUCAUAGCCAUCGUCUCCUCUCGUUUAGCAGCUAGCCAUAGGCCAUAGCCAGCCAGCACACGGCCCCCCCGCCGCCCCCUCCGCUCCGCCCUCCCCUCUUCCCUCCCCUCCGUCCUGGCCGGGCCCACCAGGCAUUCCUGAACUCCCCGCCCGCAUCAAAUCCCCCACCCGUGCCGUGGCCGCGCCCGCCCCCGCGUGCCCGAAUCCCGCCGCAAUCCGGCUGGUUUCCCCCCGUGCGCGGCGCAGCAGCGGGCCGUAAUGGCGCUGUCCGCGUCGGCGGCGGCGUCGGCCGGCCGGGGGUCGCGGGCGGAGAAGGUCAGGAGGAUCUUCGAGCGCUUCGACGCCAACGGGGACGGCGGGCUCGACCGGGACGAGAUGGCCGCGCUCGUCGUCGCCGUCAACCCGCGGGUCAAGUUCAGCGACGACCAGAUCUCCGCCAUCCUCGACGAGGUGUUCCGCACUUACGCCGAGUUCAUCCUCCCCGACGGCAGGGGACUCUCGCUCCCGGGGCUGCUCCGCACCUACGACGACGGCGCGGGCGACGUCGACCGCGACUUCCUCGCGCUCUCCCUGCCCGCCGUCGACUCGGACGCCUCCUCCCCGGAGAUCGCCCCGGGGGACGCCGCGACCCCCUCCUCCCCGCCCUCGGGGGCGGCCGUAGCCGCGUCGCUGCUCGACGACCACGUCAAGCCGCUCGGCGCUGGCGGCGGUGCCCCGCCGUCGGUCAGCUCCCGCGCCGCCGCCGCCGCCGCGCCGGCGUGGGCGACCUCGCCCAACCACGGCAUCGCCUUCGAUUCCUCGUGGGGGCUCCUCGACGACCUGGAGAUACUCGUCAAGCGCCUCCGCUCGAAGCAGCAGCGGAAGGGCUCCAUCGACGGGAGCGUCGGCGGCGGCGCCGGCAACAGCAACUUCGACUCUUUCUCCGAGGCCGGGUGGUCCAGAGAGAUCUCUGGCGCGGUUGAUUCGGCAUCCAGCGCCGCGCCGUGGGACGAGACGAGCCGCGACUACCUCACCUUCGUCAAGGAACUCGCCGUGCUACGAACGCGCGCCGACGCCUCGCGCUCGCGCGAGGAGGCCUUCGACAACCACAUGGUCAUCGGCCGGGCGCUUUCUGAGCACCGCCUCUUCCGGGACGCCCUAGCCAGCUUCCGCCGCGCCUGCGAGCUGCAGCCCACUGACGUCCGUCCCCACUUCCGCGCGGGGAACUGCCUGUACGCCCUCGGCCGCCACGCAGAGGCCAAGGAGGAGUACCUCCUUGCCCUUGAGGCCGCGGAGGCAGGCGGCUCCCAGUCCGCGGACAUCCUCCCACAGAUCCAUGUCAAUCUUGGCAUUGCCAUGGAAGCCGAGGGGAUGGUACUCGGUGCCUGUGAGCACUACAGAGAGGCAGCUAUACUGUGUCCAUCUCAUGCCCGGGCGCUCAAGCUCCUGGGGAGUGCGCUUUUUGGCGUUGGGGAGUACCGCGCAGCAGAGAAGGCGCUGGAGGAGGCCAUCUUCUUGAAGCCAGACUAUGCUGAUGCACACUGUGACCUUGGGUCAGCCCUGCAUGCGGUUGGGGAUGAUGACCGUGCUAUUCAGGAGUUCCAGAAGGCAAUCGAUCUCAAACCUGGGCAUGUUGAUGCCCUAUACAAUCUUGGUGGAUUGAACAUGGAUGCAGGUCGUUUUGUAAGGGCUGCGGAGAUGUAUACUCGUGUGCUGAGCAUCCGGCCAAACCAUUGGAGGGCACAGCUAAAUAAGGCAGUGGCUUUGCUUGGGCAAGGGGAGUCUGAGGAGGCUAAGAAGGCACUCAAGGAGGCAUUUAAGAUGACGCAAAGGGUGGAAGUGUAUGAUGCCAUCUCUCAUCUGAAGACACUGCAAAAGAAGAAGCCAAAGCUGUCCAAAGGAAAGGAUGAUGGGCAAGGGGAGCAGGCUUAUGUUGUUGUGGAGGCAUCCAAGUUCAAGAGGGUUGGCAGGAAGACUACCUUGCGGCAGGACUUAGCCAAUGCCUUAGAUAUAAGGGCCUUCGAAAGGAUGGCAAAGCUAGGCCAUUGUGAUGUGGAGCUUCUUAGAAAAGAGAUGAAUGAGACCGAUGUCCCUGUUUCUUACUCAGGCACCGGCAUCCCUGAGAAGUCAAUACGGAAAGCAGCUCUUGAGGUUAUUCUCCGCAGGCUCCUCUCUUUUCUCAAGCCAGAUACCUUUCAGGGUGCUAUCAAGGCAAUCAAUGAAAGAAUUCUCUCAGUCCUUGAUGCCCCUGGCUCUGGUCGGGUUGAUCUUGGAAUGUUUUUCGCCAUCAUUGCUCCAAUCUGUUCUGGCCCUGUGGAAAGGCGCAAGCGUGUCGUCUUUGAUGCACUUCUUUGGCGCCCUGCUAGCGAAGGCAGCAAUGGCCAGAUUAGGAGGAGCGAUGCGCUUACUUACAUUAAGCUUCUUCGUGCUGUUUAUAUACCCACCCAUGGGGCUAGUGACAUGCUCGAAAUGCACGGGGAGUCUGACCCUACCAUGGUAUCAUACACAGAGUUCCUAGAGAUGUUCAAUGACCCAGAUUGGGGAUUUGGGAUCCUCAGCACUUUGGUGAAGCUUGAAGAGAGUGAUCACAUACGUCACGGCCACCACACAUGCUCCAUCUGCCGGUACCCUAUCAUUGGAUCACGAUUCAAGGAAACAAAACACUCGUUCAGCCUGUGUAACCGGUGCUACAGCGAAGGGAAGGUUCCAUCAGCAUUCAAGUUGGAGGAGUACAGGUUCAAAGAAUACGGUAACGAAUCUGAGGCCCUCAUCGAUAAGUGCAUGUGCUUCAAUUUGCAUUCUAAGAAGUUGGAAACUGAUGCUUGAUCAUUCAAACUUUGAUCCCAAGUGCUCAAGCAUGUACUUGUGUAUUUUCCUAGGUGCAAAGAUGUCUAGCUAGUUCUCCCGCCCUCUUGUAAACUAAGGCGCUGUUAUUCGGAGUUCUCUAAAUGUGUCCCGGUUACUAAUAACCCUAAUGUGUUAGCUGUUGUUUUGUUCAAGUGUACGGGAAUGAGUAAAUGUGAAUUCCAUACACACUGUUGUCAGUUGUCACAGUCAAAUACAACCUUACUGACCCUUUGCAUAUUAUUGUUUGAGCCAGAACAAUUUUGGGUUUCA